This is a messenger RNA of Rhagoletis pomonella (apple maggot), 600 nucleotides long. It is a transcript of the gene chic, whose product is annotated as profilin. The record is from RefSeq and is a predicted model, not a curated record. NCBI's taxonomy places the organism in Eukaryota, Metazoa, Arthropoda, Insecta, Diptera, Tephritidae. Gene Ontology annotation, molecular function: actin monomer binding. Gene Ontology annotation, cellular component: cell cortex.
AAACGAUACGAUGACACUUCGGUCGUGGGUUUUCGUUUGUCCACAACGAUGGCACCAUCACCAAAUUGAAAAUUUUCAUUCAAUUUUGUUAGUAUUCACUCGCCUGAAGGUUACAUUUGUUUGAGCCUGAAAAGGCUGGAGUUCAGCAGGAAAUUGGAGGCUCGAUAUUUGGCCGACAGGUAAGGCUAACGUUGAGUAUCGCAACAGAAGAAUUAAAUUGGUACCGUGCUAGUUUAUUUUUUGCGAGAAAGUGACGCAAACGACCUUUUGUUGAAAAUAAAAUAGAUACCACUACAGUAAACAACAAAAAUACUAAAAUGAGCUGGCAAGAUUAUGUGGACAACCAACUACUGGCCUCGCACUGUGUAACAAAGGCUUGUAUUGCUGGACAUGAUGGCAACAUCUGGGCUCAAUCCAAGGGAUUUGAGAUUACAAAAGAGGAGUUGGCAAAAUUAAUUGCAGGAUUUGACCAACAAGAUCUGCUAACAAGCAAUGGUGUCACAUUAGCGGGCCAAAGAUAUAUCUACCUUUCUGGUACAGAUCGCGUCGUACGCGCAAAACUAGGCCGCAGCGGAGUGCAUUGCAUGAAAACUACACAAG